UUAAAGUUUGAACUAUCAUUAUAAUUUCUUCUAUCUCUGUGUGUGUGUGACUGCAUUAUGUGUAAAUGUGUAUUAUCGUUCAUUUGCACAAGAAGAUUAUUGUGUUGUUAGACAAAGUGCAUCUGUUUCAGUCUAUUCUUGUGGGAUUAGUUUCAGCCCACAAUGAGAUCAUUGCAUAAGAGUUAAGUUUUAAAAGAGGGAUGUGAACAUGCAAGUAGAUGUACAUUUAAAAGCUACAGAUGUGUUUGCUGCAUUAAUUUAAUGUCAUAAUUUUCUUAUUUGGUAGGGAAAACCUAAAAGGAUUAUAUUCAUUGCUAUGUCUGCAUGUAUAUGAUAUGAUAGUCACAUGCUCUAUGGUCCACCCCAGUUUGUAGCAUUACCUUUUAAGGUAGUACUGUGUUUGAACAAGAUGGCAGUGGCAGCUAACCCAGCCGGGACUAACCUCAGUUUUGAGACAGACUUCAAAGAUCAUCUAGAUACAAGGGAACUUAUAUUUGAUGACUUAAGAGCUCAUCAGUGUAGUGAUAGUGUCCUACUCAAACUGAGUAAAAAACUAGGUAACUGGGACACUGCUGGGUUGUACUUGAAGAUUGUAGCUGAUGAAAUCAAGGCCAUCAAAGUUGAUAAUAGCUCUGAAGAAAGUAGAAGAGUAGCUCUUUUAAACAAGUGGAAACAAAAGAAUGGAGAUGAUGCCACAUAUUACAAUCUCAUAUCUGGUUUAUGUGAUGCUGACAGAAUUGAUAUUGCUGACCAAGCACUAGACUGCUUGAUGAAAAAUAUGAUUGAGAUUAAGAAGGAGCAGGAGAAAGCGCGGCAAGAACAGGAAGAGCGGGAAAAGGAAGAAAGGCGGCAGCAGGAAAUACAACUAGAAUAUGAAAUGAAAGAAAAUUUUCUAACAAGAAUGAAAAGCAAACUGCGAUUGAAAUGUCUUGAUGUUCCAGAUCUUCAAAUGUAUCUGGGACAAGAAGACGUUAAUGAAGUUGCAGUCCAUAUUUCGAAGGAUUGGUACAAAUUUGGAAAAAUUAUGAAAGUUGAGGAGGGCAUAUUAGAUCAUAUUAAAGAAGUGGGGAAAGACAAACUGGAAAGAAAGAGGAAGCUAUUAGAACAUUUGAUUAGCAAAGAAGUUCGAUUUGAAGAUAUAAUUUAUGGGCUAUACGAUUCAGCCAAUGAGCAUGAUCCAUUUAUUAAUGGGAUACUAGAUUAUUUGUUCAGAAUCAGGAUUAAACAGCCAGAAGAAUCACCUGAUGGUCAGAAUCCAAAAACAAAUAAAAAGUGGAGUACCAGUUCAAAACUAGAGGAAAAACAGGGUCGAUCAUACAAAAAGCAAUAUCCAAUAUCAAGACCUCAUGAUCAGAGUUCAGCUCCAUAUCUUACUGUUUUCAUACCAGUCCCAUGGCAAGCAAAGUUUGACGUAAGACGAAAGAAGCAGCCUACAUCGUCACAGCUAAUACCACAAAGUCACUUAAAUGAUUUGACGCCUGAUAAUUACCGGGAGCAUUUCUAUAGUGCACUGUGGCUUGAAGAAGAUGAACAUAUUAAAAAGCUGUCAAGAAAGUGUGAUGGUGUAGAUUACAAGCUCACAAUAUAUGAUCCAAAAAAAGUCCCUCCUUUUCUUACUCAAAAUUCAUUUCAUAAGUAUAGAUAUGGUUAUAUUUCUGGCUUAUCCGAUGAUAAGAUCGAGUAUGCUACUCAAGCAAGUGAUAACGUCACAAUAUCACAACCAGAUAGCUCAACACGUUUAUGCAUAGCAUUUAAGCAUCACUACAAUUUCAACCACCUUGAAAAUCGCAUGUACAUAGUUGCUGAUCAUCCAUCUAACAGUUUGUUUGAAGCAAUAAAGAAUGGCACCGAAGUUAAAGAUGGGAGUGAGAUAAGAAUCUCUGCUGAGUUUACAGUGAAAUAUUCCUACUUUGAUCAUCUUCAUCAUGCUGUCGUCAAGGCUUCAGAGCAUGUCCUCAAGUGUCUGUUGCCUGAUGUUUUUUCUUUUGUUGAUCCUUUUCUUAGAUUUCAGCCUCAACAUUCUGAUUUUCGUUACAUGAAGCUAGAUAAAAAGCAUCAAUUAGAAGCUCUAGAGAUGAUUGCAUUUGAAUCUCCAUCUAUUGGCAAACCUCCUCCUCCAGUCAUUCUCUAUGGUCCGUUUGGUACUGGUAAAACUCGAAUCCUCGCUCGUGCUGCAUAUGAAGUGAUGAUGAAUGGUGUCAAUAAGAAUAAAUGUACCAGAAUAUUGAUUUCUGCUCACCACGAAAUAUCAAUUACAACCUUCAUUACUGCUUACUUUGGUGUAAUUGAGAAAAAAAUUCGUCCGCUUCCUUUUAAGGUGAUUUUAAUUACCAAACAAAAAAAUUAUGGAGUUUAUGCCGACAUGUAUAUGACACCAGAUGAGUUUUCCAAGAAAAGUGCUGACAUAAGCACAAUGCCUCAUGUCAUCAUAAUCGCUACAUACACCACAUCUCUAAAACUCCACCAAUACCUCUGCUCUCCCGAAGGUUUCUUCACGCACCUUUUUCUCGAUGAAGCAGCUCAGGUCCGUGAGCCUGAAGCUAUCACACCACUUGCUCUAGCUACUAAAGAUGCUAAAAUAGUCCUAGCAGGUGAUACCCAGCAGGUCGGCCCUAAUAUAUUGGUACUGGGAGAAGAAGCCAAGAAAUUUGGGCUCAAUGUUUCCUUGUUGCAGCGUUUGUUGGGGAAAUAUGAAGAGAUUGGUUCAGGAGCAACACGUUAUGUCACUAAAUUGUCAGUGAAUUACCGAUCACAUAAUUCAUUGAUAGAGUUGCCAAACCUAUUCUAUGAGAAUUUGGAGAUAAAUCCCGACAAGGAAUUUCAGAAAUGCAGUGGCCCUACUGGCUACAGAUUUGUGUCUGCUAACUCAAGGUUGGUUGAGCAUUAUGAUGAUCCAGACCAGCAAGGGGUCGAGGCACGCAUUGUCUUAGAACAGGUUCGAAAAUAUCUGGACAAGAUGAAACAAAUAAAUCCCAAAUUUAAUCCUCGACAUGACGUUUGUAUUAUCACAUCAACAAGGAAGCAGUUGAAUCGUAUCAGAAGCAUGGCCUUUGAUUAUGACAAAUAUGAGACAGUGAGAAAAGUUAGCUUUAAACCUUCUUUUAUGAUACAAGGUCAUGAGUUUCAAGCUAUCUUUUUAAGUCUGUUUGAACUGGUAGGAGAUGAUGAAAUGAAUGCCUCUUAUAUUAAGAGUCUGUUCAAUCCUUAUGUCUUUAAUACUGUCAUAACAAGGGCCAAGUUUCAUGUGGUUGCAAUUGGAAGUCCAGAAGAAGUUAAGCAGUUUGAGCUUGACACACUCUCUCAUCCUGACCGUGGUGGCAAUACUACAAAAUGCUGGCAUGAAUAUUUGAAAUUAUGUGAGAAGCAAAGAACUAUUUCAAAUGAAAGGAAAAGUGCUGAGAAACCUAUGCGAUCUGUUUCUAAUAAUGUACAUAUAGAUGAAUCAUCAAAAAAAGAUGCAGUACCAGAAGCUGAAACAAAAGUUCAAUGCAAGCUUGAAAAUGUGUUACAAGAUGGUGAUCGAAGUCAAAAAUCAGACAUACAUGUAGAUCUAAUACGACCAGAAGAGCCUAUAGCUACUGUAGCUUCAAGGCAGCUGUCUUCUAUGAGUUCCAUUGAUGGACAACUUAAAGAGAUAGAAACAAAACAAAUGGAGUUGCUGAGAGAAGAGAACGCACUGUUAAGAGAAAAAAUAAAGAGUCUUGAGGAAGAACUUGAAAAAGAAAAAAGGAAAAAUUACAAAAAUAAAGACAACAAGAAAUAAAGCUUGUUUUAUCACUUGACUUUUAUGCAUUGUUUUAUUUAUUAAAAGAUCAGUGGUACAAUAUAGAUCUAUAAUAUCUCCGCCCAGUUACAAAUCAAAAAACAUGGAGGCAGCUAAAGAUUUAUUAAAAAGAGCUGUUGAGCUUGAUAAAUCAGAGAAAUAUUCAGAAGCUUUAAUAUGCUACGAGGAAGGAAUACAAAACCUACUGAGAGCAAUGGAAGGAAGACCUGAGGCUGAAGUUAAAGAUAUAAGAAAAAGAGCUGAGAGUUAUCUUGCUCGUGCAGAAGAAAUAAAGAAAAGAG
Amphimedon queenslandica is the source of this 4065-nucleotide messenger RNA. RefSeq names its product probable helicase with zinc finger domain. Lineage: Eukaryota; Metazoa; Porifera; Demospongiae; Haplosclerida; Niphatidae. Gene Ontology annotation, biological process: signal transduction; regulatory ncRNA-mediated post-transcriptional gene silencing. Bases 347 to 3763 code for a protein of 1138 amino acids. Gene Ontology annotation, cellular component: P granule; cytosol. The transcript is spliced from 16 exons. The record is from RefSeq and is a predicted model, not a curated record. Gene Ontology annotation, molecular function: protein binding; helicase activity.